Molecule: messenger RNA, 867 nt
Organism: Caenorhabditis bovis
Lineage: Eukaryota; Metazoa; Nematoda; Chromadorea; Rhabditida; Rhabditidae
Source: the annotation of a GenBank genome assembly
AUGAUUUUUAUUGUCAAUGACUCGUUCAAAGUCUUGACAACCGUUUUCGAGUUCAACAAUCCCGAGCUGCACAAACCGUUUCAUGUGAUUGUGAACGCGUGGCAAUUAAUUUUGGGCCUCGUGUGCCUCGCGAUCACCUGGAGGACCGUCCGAAUCAUUUGGAGGAUUCGGGUGUUCCACAAGAAUCUCACCAUAAUUCUCGUAUUUCAUUUAUCCUCAUAUUUGAUAUUCUUCAUAGCUCGGAUCAUGGUCACCUCAUACACUCAUGGAUUUCUCGACGUCGAUAUAUCCAUUGUACAUGUGCACAAAGAGCCCAAUGAACUUGAAGAUUUCUCCGACAACAAUCCCUAUCGCGGUCUGUGGGUUUUGUCCGAAGGCGACAUGCCCAAAAUCAAAUCGCUGAGCGAUGCGAAGUUGCUAUUCAUCGGCAGUUACCUAAUGUUCUUCUAUCUUUCGACAGCAUUUACGUGUAUUGCCGAAUUCUGUGUCGAACGCAUAUUUGCAACAUUAAUGGUCAGAGACUACGAGAAGCACGAUCGCAGUUAUAUAGGUGUCUUUAUUCUAACAGUCUCGAGCUUUUUUUCAAGUUGGGAAAGCUAUCUCAUGUUUUUCAUUUUUUACCCCUUAUAUGAUGUAAUUGCGUGCAUUGUCUUUGUCGUUGUGAUUCUGAUUAUGCUAUACCUCGCCGUUUAUAUGCACAAUUUCAAAAUCUAUAUGAAAAUCAAGCGCACCGGUGGAACAUCGACGAAAUAUCCGCUAGCGUAUCGAUUUCAGAUCAAUGAAAAUAUCAAAUCAUUCAAGGUUAUUUAUCAAGUUGAAGUGUGCUCCUAUAAUAACGGUCUCGUGAUGUUUAAGAUCACCGAAUAG